Messenger RNA from Bombina bombina (fire-bellied toad), 3200 nucleotides. RefSeq names its product calsyntenin-3-like. The record is from RefSeq and is a predicted model, not a curated record. Gene Ontology annotation, molecular function: amyloid-beta binding; calcium ion binding; kinesin binding. Gene Ontology annotation, biological process: homophilic cell-cell adhesion; positive regulation of synapse assembly; positive regulation of synaptic transmission. Gene Ontology annotation, cellular component: postsynaptic membrane; cell surface. NCBI's taxonomy places the organism in Eukaryota, Metazoa, Chordata, Amphibia, Anura, Bombinatoridae.
AGAUACAGCAAAAAGUGAUAGACUGCUGCAUAACACAGAGAGACUGCCCAGUGCUGACUAAGGAUGAUGGAACACACCUCUUUAUUUGUGCUUGUUCUCAGCGCUCUGCUUCACUGCAACACCUGCAACAAAGGUAACAAGCAUAAACCAUGGAUAGAGGCUCAGUACCAAGGGAUUAUCAUGGAAAAUGACAAUACUGUCUUGCUAAACCCACCAUUGUUUGCCUUGGACAAGGAUGCACCCCUGAGAUAUGCAGGUGAGAUCUGUGGCUUCAGGAUUCAUGGCUCCAGUACUCCCUUUGAGGCUGUGGUUCUGGACCGGACCACUGGGGAGGGGCUAAUCCGGGCAAAGGGCCCUGUUGACUGUGAGGCACAGAAAGAGCACACAUUUACCAUCCAGGCCCAUGACUGUGGAGAAGGGCCAGAGGGGAGCAACAGCAAGAAAUCACACAAGGCAACGGUUCAUGUUCGUGUGAAUGACGUCAAUGAAUUUGCCCCUGUGUUUGGGGAGCGGGUGUUUCGUGCCUCUGUAACUGAAGGUCGCAUGUAUGAGCGUGUGCUGCGGGUGCAAGCGUGGGAUCAGGACUGCUCACCACAAUAUAGUCAAGUCUGCUUCUACCAGAUCUUGACCCCUAAGGUGCCCUUCACUAUUGAUAAUGACGGAUACAUAAAGAAUACGCAGCCCCUGCUGGCGAAUGGUGACAAACUGAUCAGAUUUACUGUUACCGCUUAUGACUGUGGGAAGAAAAGGGCUGUUGAAGAUGCAGAGGUGGAAAUACAAAUAAAACCCACAUGCAAACCCAGCUGGAGAGGCUGGAACAAGCGCAUUGAGUAUAUACCUGGAUCGGGCAGUCUGGCUUUGUUUCCCAGCAUUCAUUUGGAGACAUGUGAAGAGCCUGUUUGGACUAUUCAGGCCACCAUCGAGAUACAGACAAGUCACAUUGCCAAGGGCUGCGACCGAGAUAACUACUCAGACAAAGCUCUGCGCAAACUUUGUGGCGCUGCCCCAGGGGAUGUGGAUCUCUUGCCCUCAUCCACUCUUGGCUAUAACUGGACACACAGGCUGCCUGUGCAGGACACCCAGGACAGCAGCCCUGUGUUUUGGUUCAAUGGGUCCCAGGCUGUAGAGGUUCCCCCUGGACGUCUUCCUGCAGGAGCUCAUGCUGCUGACCACCUCACUCUCUCUUUCUGGCUCAAACAUGCAGGAGGGAGUGGAGGACGGGCAGGGAAGGAAGAGGAGGUCCUACUGUGUAACACAGUGCUUAACGAUGGCACUUACUCACACUAUACCCUGGCUGUACACGGAUGCCGGAUUUCCUUCCUCUAUUGGCCUUUGCUGGACACUGCUCGUCCUGUUAAAUUCCUAUGGAAACUUGAGCAGGUGUGUGACGCAGAGUGGCAUCAUUACGCGCUCAGUCUUGAGUUUCCUACAGUCUCUCUGUAUGUGGAUGGAGUAACAUAUGACCCUGCACUUAUUCACGACAAUGGCGCACUUACGCCUCCGAGGCACCAAGCUCGUCUGAUGAUAGGCGGCUGUUGGGCAGGUGAGGAUGAAGCACGAGAGAGAAUCAAAAGGUGUGGGGAGGACACUACAAUGUACACUGGUUCUGUUCCCGGGCGUUUCCUGCGUGGCUACAUGUCAGGCCUGUCUCUGCCUGGUCCUGUGGAUUCCCGGGAGGUGAUUGAGUGUCUGUACACGUGUAAGGAGGGUCUCCAGUACACAGACUUUGAUAGCCUGGGCAAGGGGAUGAAGGUUCAUGUGAAUCCUGCUCAGUCCCAGCUGUCCUGGGAAGGUGAUGAUUCCUCGUCCUUCAGCCGAGCUCUGCAGCACGUUGAAUAUCUCAACUCUCUACAGUUCCCAACCCCAGGAGUGCGGCCCCUGAGCUACAGACAACAGUUAGGUGAAUGUCUCAGUGAUCAAGGAUGUCUCUCAGUACCAGAUCUGGAAGGGUAUCUUGUGGUAUUGCAGCCAGAUUCUCCACAGGUCGUACUUUCAGGAUCUCCUCGCUCUGCACAUCCCAUCUCAGACUUCCAGGGGCCAUUAGGUGUAUUCAUAUUCCCUGACCUAAGGAUCACAUGCUCAAUGUCUCGCCCACUGAACCCCAGCAAGCAGGAGCGAACUCCAAGAGCAGACAUGCAGUCUCCUGACGGAAUAGAGUGCUCUCUGGAGAGGUGUGAGGUUGUGGUUGUCGGGGAGGAUUUGAACCCCGAUUAUGAGAGUCUAUCCCUGGAUGUCUCUUCAGCAUGGCAACGUGGCCUAGAGACUGAAAACAGCUCACGAAGCCUACGGAUUAUAGGUGUGCAGAAUGUGGCAGUGUAUGAGGACAUCCUGCGUAGUCUUAGUUAUCGGACAAAGUUCCAAGCUGCUCUGUAUGCUCGAAAAUUCCAUGUGUCCUGCAGUGAGAUGAAUGGGAAGUAUAUAAGCAACCAGCUGUAUACAGAGAUUGACGUGUUACACAGGAUACGUGCACAAUCUCCCAGUCACCUCCUGUCAGACAAGCAGUUUGUUCACAGCGCACAUCAGGGGCCUGUAGAGCUCUCAGGACACACGCCAGUAAGCGCCAACCGCAGCUCAGUGUUCCCUGGAGUUGCCAUGGUGAUAAUUGUCGUAUGCAUUGGGUUCCUAGCACUAAUUGUUACACUGGGGUUGUCAAGAAUACACAGCGUGCGGCAAAAAGGUGGAGCUGAGGGCUCAGAGCUAGAAGCUGCCAAUCAGAGAGAUCCAUUCUGGGAAGACUCGGCCAUGACAAUAACUGUGAAUCCAAUGGAGUCCUUGCAGUCUCGCAGAUCGGUCUCAGCACAGAAAGGGUCGGUCACAGAGCAGGGAGAAUCAGACGAGCAGCCUCGCUGACUGGGAUAGGUCGUGUGACCUCUGUGUACGUGACACUCACGUGCGAAGCACUCGCUGGCUCUCGUCUCCUCCACCAUCAUUUCUCAGGGGAAAUAAGCCGCUUUGUCUCAUUCCUAAUGUUUCCAUGUGACUCUUCUUCAUGUGCUGUGGAGAGGCUGUUGUCUGACCCCUGUCCGUCUCUCACUCAUGCAGACUAAAGACACUGGUGACACAACCUAUCAGUCUCUCCUCCCUACAAACAUCUCAAUGAGCCCCCCGUCCCUCCCCUCUCUUGUACCCGUCUGUCUCUGGGGUAAGGGUUCACGACACUGAAUGAAACGACUCACUGAUUUGUGAUAUAUAUAUAUAUA